Ceratitis capitata (Mediterranean fruit fly) is the source of this 2617-nucleotide messenger RNA. RefSeq names its product integrator complex subunit 5-like protein. Lineage: Eukaryota; Metazoa; Arthropoda; Insecta; Diptera; Tephritidae. The record is from RefSeq and is a predicted model, not a curated record. The coding region runs from base 971 to 2617 and encodes 548 amino acids. The transcript has 4 exons.
ACGAAAAAAAAUAUCCAAUAAAAAAAUAAAUAAAUAAUCUCCCUUCACUCUAUACGCGCCUGUCGGCCUUCGCGUAUACGUUGUGUACUGUUGUGUUUGUUGUUAUCUUGAAUUAACUAAAUUUUUAUGUUAAACCGGUGAUAUGGAAUAUUUCAGCAUACACAUAUGUACAUACAUGCAUAUACUUGCGAAAUAAUUGGGUUACUAAGAUAAGCCGCCAACAACACUAGAGCAACCAGCAGACUCUGAAAAUUUAAUAUUGAUGGCAAGAUUAUUUAUUAAAUGUUUGCCAUCACAAAUUAUAAAUAAAAAAAAAAACGCUUUAACUGAAAAACAAAAACAACGCCGGAAAGUGCGCAUCAGCAGCAGUAGCCAUUUCUACAUUUGACGCAAAUUAAUUGCCUUCGAAGUGGACCAAACUAAAAACAACAUUACCGUUAUUUAAACGCAAAGUCAAAUUUCAAAUUUCUCAAAAAUGUUUACGCCGCAGCGACAAUGUCAACAGUACACUUGACAUACACCAACAACAAGUAUAGCGAAUGCGUUGGUGACGCUUAAAAAGUGCGCAAAUUAGAAAAGAAAAAAGUGUUGAAAGACAAAAUAAAAACAAAAUACAUUAAAAGUGAAAAACAAUUAGUACGCAGACAAGAAAAUAUUGAAAAUUUAAAAAAAAAAUAAAUUAAUUAAAUUUUUUUUUCGCAAAAGAGACGCUACAGCGGGAGGCGAGUGAAAAAAAAAUACAAAAACAAUUUUUUCUUUUUCCUUUUUUUGCUUUCGUUGAGUUUUGUGCAGACUUUCGUUUGCCAAAAAAAAUUAACAAAAAAAAAAUAUAAAAAAAAUUAAAAAAAUUAAGGAACACAUAUAUGUUUAUAUAUACAUAUGUCUGUAUGUACUUCGAAGGAAAUAAAUAAAUAAUUUUUCACAAUUACCCAAUACGCACACUCGUGAGCGAUAAACUACUACUUGCCGCAUGUGGAUUCUAUCGGUUUUUGUGAUUCUGCCAAAGACGUUGUGGACGACAACAACGACGACGACGACGCCAACGCCACAACCGCAGCUGACGCCUUGCAAAAGUGCAACUAAAUUCAAAGCGAAAUUUCUCAGACGACACGCGCUAGCGGCAGCAGCAACAGCAGCAGCAGCAGCAGUAGCAAAAUUAAAUAGAAAAUAUUUAUUAUUAACAAUUCAAGUAGGGCACACAAUACAAUCCAACAGCCGCAGUCGUAAAAGUGGUGUAGCCGCGUGUGCAGCUGCUGUAGCCUUUAGAUCAAAGCAAUAUUUUAACCGCCAAUUAAGAGACGUCGAGUGUGUGGCGCGUUCGGAACGCAACUCAUACAACUCAGCAGCGCCAACAGUGUUAACACCGUUAUUGUUGGUGUCCCUUAUUGCACUUGUACUUAUUUUCAUCAGCAUCAUCAUCAAUAUCAUCAUUGUCACCAACAUCGUCAUCGUCAACACCGUAAACGUUCAGCCAUAUUUCCGCCGCUGCCUGCACAACGCUGUGAUAUCGACGGGAUUAGCGUUCUUAAUGAAUGACAUUCGCCAACAAACCACUUGUAAGCCAAUAAUAGUAGCAACAACAACAGCAACAACAAUAGUAAAAACAGUAAUUGAAAAAUUAAUAGAAUUUACCGUAACAAAAGCGUCAUUAUUCAAAGCUAUUAGAACAGUGUUCGAAAGUAACAGAAAUAACAGUAAUAGAAAUAAAAACAGUGUCAACAACAACAAUAAACAACCAAAAACUUUGUCAAGCAGCGCUCAAACAACAACAAAUAACAAUAAAAAGAACAACACCAACACCAACACCAGUGAGGCCGCCAACAACACUCCCACAAACCCACUCUAUCGCCAAGUAGACGGUGUACGUCGCUUCGCAACAGCAUCAUCAACAUCACUACAACCAACCUCGGGCUCAUCUUUGUCCUUAUCCUCGUCCUUGUCGCAUUGUAAUAACAACAACAUCACGGUGGCCGCCCUUGUUAUAUUGCGUUUUUUAUUCAAUAAUAACUCGUUCACGUCGAACAAUCAUCGUACUUACAAUAAUAGCAGUAAAUCGAAUAAAGUCUUUCUACACUAUACACCACGUGAUCCGCGUUUAAGAAGAACAAGAAACGAUAGUAAAAUUAAUUAUUAUAAUAAGAGUAAACAGGAAAUUCAUAUAAAUAAACAUCAUUUUGAUAGUGUUAGUGAGUUGAAAAUAACUGAAGAUUUAUGCGCUUAUGGUGAGUUAAUUGGAGGUUCCUUUUAUAAUACAACUGCAACAAAUACAACAACAACAACAACACGAAAACUUAUAAUAAUAAUAAUUAAAGUAAUGAACUUUCAAGCAGCGCAAAAGCACAUAGAAACUAGUCAAGAAGGACAAGAGUCGAGGGAAGCAGCAAAGCAGUUCUUAAGUCGAGUUAAGAACAGUGCACCAUUCCUGCCUACUUUUCUCUGUUAUGUUGCCCCUUCACCUGAUCCUUCCGACGCAGUGGAAGUCUUUUCUGCCACCGCCAGUGGCGGUUCCUACAUCGAAUUCUUUCAGAGCUGGAGUGUUAUCAUCCAUUCAUGUCCUAGCAAGCGUAACCGCGGUCUCUUCAUACGCCGGGCUAUGUCAUCUAGUAAAGCUCUUUAG